AACCAAUUUUUAUAGUACUAAUAUGAGUGCUAAGUGAUAAUUUUUUUUUAAUGGCAUGUGCAAAAAGAAAAUUUGAAGUAGGUAUCGCGUGAAUGGAAUUGUGGAAAAGUAAAUAACCUUACAUUAUUUUAAUGGCAGAUCUUAAACCUUGAAUCAUUCAUAAUGACAAAUAACAAUAGUCGCUGAUAUUCAUUUUAACAACGCUAUAUUUUGGUUGUAAUAUAUAAAGCAAUAAUAUGGAUAUUAUUUAUACAAUGAUUCGUGCAGUGUUUAAACAGCUUAAGUAACAUAACACCAAUGAACAAAUACAUGACGUCGCGUUGUCUGAUAGACCAAAUUGUAUGUGAAUGUAAAAUAUUUUUGUCACAAAAUAUAUUUGCCAAUUUUUAGUGAUGAAAUAUGUCAUAUUUUUUUUUAUUUUAUACGUUUUAAAACAUCUUGUUAUGUUAUAGUGAGUACGUUUAGCGCAUAUUCGUGAUUAAUACCUUAACUAAUAACUACGAAUAAUUUACGUGUGAAUAUUUAUCUUCUUCGGCUUGGUUUUUAUUACCAUGACACAUAUUAGUUGGCAAUAAUUAUUACAAAUAUCAUGUAGUGCGUAAAAGGGGUCAUAACACAAGCGCAAGAACACUUUAUAAAAAGUGUGAAGCAUCAUGAGUGACGUUCAUUUAGAAGAUUUGUUCUACGAGUGUGAUCGAAAUGGCGAAGGGAAAAUUGGCCCAGAAGAAUUUCAAGAAUUAUGCGCCAAAUUUGAUAUUGAACCCAGCGAUUCGGAUGUGAUAUUUUCAGAUUUGGAUCGUGACGGUGACGGACAAAUAUGCCUAGAGGACUUUGCGUGGGGAUUUCGUGAUUUUUUAUCUCCUGAUAAACAAGACAAACCCACCGAAUAUAUGCCUCGUGGGCAUUUGGAAAAGAGGAAUUCACAAGCCUGGGCAAAUUUUGUAGCUGUUAUUGGAGAGCCAGCUUUAAAGAAAUUAUUCCAUACAAGUGGGAAAAAGUUAGCAGAUUUGUACAUGGAAAUUCAGAAUUGUAGUCCAUCAUCAGAACUAAUAACACAUUUUGAAGGAGCUUUGAGUUCAUUAAUGGAAGAUGUUAAACGAUUACACGAAGAUAAUGAAAAACUUGAAAACAUGUUUAACCGUGAGCGUCAAACACAUCUUACAAGACUGCGAGGCUUAGAAGAAGAAAUAGAUGCGCAAGUUGCAAAAGUUGAAGCUCAGGCUAGAGACGAAGCAAGAGAACAAUUUGAAUUUGAAAAAAAAGAAUUGAUGAAAAAAAUGGAAGCCGAAACGAUAGAGUUAAAAACACAUUUGAAAUUGUUUCAAAAGGUAAACACUGUAUUAAGUCAAAAAAAAGUAGAUAAAAACGAUAUGGACGAGACCAUAGAAGAAUCAAGAGAAUUGAGACGUAAAUUAAUAGAUACUCAAACUAAUUUGGCAGUGGUUCGUUCAGAAAUGGAAAAACUUAGAUCUGAAUAUGAAAUUAAAUGCGAGGAGUUUAACAACAAAAUACAAGUAAAUAUCGAUCCUUUGGAAGAACAAAGUGGAGCGCAAUAUACUAUAAAACGAUUAAUGGAUGAUAUUGACAGCGGACGGUCUACUCUUAUGGAAUCAAAUAAUUAUUAUCAAAGGGAUCUACAAGAUGAACUCUCAAAUGCAUCUUCAAUCAACGCACCUUACCAUUCAGCAAAAACGAUAGAAUUUGAGGAAAUGAGUUUAUCCGGUCGUGAUUCACAUAAUAUGAUGCAUUAUCAUACACCAGCUAGUGCAAUGAGUAUUAGUAGUUAUGAUAUGAUGGGUGGUGAUCCAGAAAGAACAUAUAAAAUUGUAUUUGCCGGUGACGCAGCUGUUGGAAAAACGUGUUUCAUACACCGUUUUUGUAAAGGCACAUUCUCUACAAAACUUGGAUCUACUUUAGGUGUUGAUUUUCAAGUGAAAACAAUCAGAGUUGAUGAUAGAAAUGUAGCCUUACAGUUAUGGGAUACAGCUGGACAAGAAAGAUUUCGUUCCAUUACAAAAGCGUAUUUUCGAAGAGCAGAUGGAGUCAUUUUACUUUAUGAUGUAACUAAUGAAAGAUCUUUUAUCAAUAUUCGUCAAUGGGUUUUAUCGAUUACGGAAGUAUCUGAUAAACAGUUACCGAUUUGUAUUUGCGGUAACAAACUGGAUUUAAGGCGCGAAGCAGAAUUGCAAGGACUUACUUGCGUGCCCACAAAUAAUGGUGAACUUUUGGCUAAGGAUUACGACGCGGCAUUUUUCGAAACUAGUUCCAAACUAGGGACGAAUAUUAAUAAUGCAUUGAUUACACUAUGCAGAGAAAUGUUGAUUAGAGAAGAUGUUGACAUUCAAACGUCUGCUUUGUACAUCGCAGAACAAAAACAUAGAUUAAACCCAGGUUGCUGUUGAUAAUAACAAUAUUCAUUUAACUUAAACAUUUAUAAUUAUACUAUUUAAAUAAUUAAACAUAAACGUGCUAUAAAAUUAUAAUACUAUAUUUACAAAAUAUUUUGUUUGACAUAAUAAUCGUAAAAUCUAAUAGAACCUAAUAAAAAUAUGAUAUGAUGUGGAUUGAAACAUGAGAUAUCUUAAUAUUACACGUAUCUUUAAAUAUAUAUAAAUGGAAAUUUAGUUGAAUAACAAUAAAAUUCGAACAAGAAUAAUGUUACAAUUUCAAAAUUAAUUAUUUUUAAUAAAAAUAUAUCAUUGGAACGAAGUAAUAUUGAAAAAAAUUAAUACAUUAUACACAAUGUAUAAUUGUACAAAUACACAAUAUACAAUGUAUAUUUUAAUACAAUAAGUAACGCUAGUUUCUUGCCGGGGUUAAAAAGAGGAUGACAUAAAGAGAUUCAACCCUCUACAACUGACCAUGCAUAAAAGUUCUUUAAAAAAUGUGUUAAAAAGGUACUUAUGCUUGUACGCUCAAGCCUUGAAGUUAAAUCAAAACAUUUUCUCCGUUAAAAUAAUUACCAAUUCGCUUUCAAAAUAGUAUCAUUUUUGUUUGAUAAAGAUAUUAGUUCACAGAUGAGUACCUACUUAGUACUUGCAGGCUUAAUUUCUUUUAUCAUCUCACUAUUCCUUAAGUAUAGUGUUAUACCUACUUUUAUUAUAUAAUAAUAAAAAUAUUAAUUUAAUUUAAUUAUGCCUAUUAAAUUGUUAUUAUAUUUUAUUUUAUUGUUGUUUAGACACUAAGAUAAUACUAAUAAAUUAUGAUAAUAUGUAAUAAUAUAAGUUCUAAAAAAAUUAAUGUACCUAUUAUUUAAAAAAAAUAUAUAGAUACUUAUUGUUACUUAUGAUUAAA
This is a messenger RNA of Rhopalosiphum padi (bird cherry-oat aphid), 3294 nucleotides long. RefSeq names its product ras and EF-hand domain-containing protein homolog. Gene Ontology annotation, molecular function: GTPase activity; calcium ion binding; GTP binding. The transcript is spliced from 13 exons. Lineage: Eukaryota; Metazoa; Arthropoda; Insecta; Hemiptera; Aphididae. The record is from RefSeq and is a predicted model, not a curated record. Bases 654 to 2402 code for a protein of 582 amino acids.